AUGGCAGACUCAAUUCCAGCCGAGGCUGAGUCCCCUCGGCCAUCGAAGAUUCCCUAUUGGAGUUUCAUCUUCGACCAGAAGGUGGUCACAGAAGAGGUUGCUUCGUUCCCGUAUGCAGGCUCUGGCACUGACGAGGAUCCAUUCGUGGUGACUUGGCUGCCGCGUGAUCCCCGCAAUCCGAUGAACUUUAGUUCAUUCAAGAAAUGGGCUAUCACUUUCCUGGUCUCCUUCGUUACACUGGCCGUGGCGCUAGUCUCUUCGGCAUACUCGGGAGGAAUUCGACAGAUUGUAAUCGAGUUCGAGGUGGAGGAAGAGAUCGCCAUCCUCGGUGUAUCUCUCUUUGUGCUCGGAUUUGCCAUUGGCCCCUUGAUCUGGGCGCCUAUGAGUGAGAUCUUUGGUCGUCGUCAUGUCUUCACGUUCACGUAUGCUUGUUUAACCGCACUUAAUGCAGGUGCUGCUGGCGCGACUAACAUUACCACGUUGAUCAUUUUGCGCUUCCUGGCGGGCUGUUUCGGUUCAUCACCGUUUGGCAAUGCAGGUGGUACUAUUGCCGAUCUGUUCACCGCGUCGCAGCGUGGGAUGGCUAUUAGCUUCUUCGCCGCGGCGCCGUUCUUGGGUCCUACACUUGGCCCUGUCAUCGGCGGAUUCUUGGCGACGGCGGCCGGUUGGCGAUGGGUCGAAGGUUUGCUCGCGGCAUUCUCAGGCCUUCUUUGGCUGUGCAUCAUUUUCCUCCUUCCAGAGACAUACGCCCCGGUUCUCUUGCGCCGACGCGCAGCCAAAUUGUGUGAAUUGACAGGCAAGACUUAUCGAAGCAAAAUUGAUAUCGAGCGCGGACCGACUCCCUUGGGCAGAACCCUCAAAACCGCGCUCUCGCGGCCUUGGAUUCUAUUGUUUCGCGAGCCUAUUGUCUUCCUCUUUUCGGUUUAUAUGUCUAUCAUCUAUGGGACGCUUUACAUGCUCUUUGCCGCCUACCCGAUUGUUUUCCAGCAAGGUCGGGGGUGGAGUGAGGGUAUCGGUGGUCUUGCCUUCCUCGGUAUCCUUGUGGGGAUGGUUGCGGCCGUGAUUUACAAUUUCCCCGAGAAUGUGCGAUAUGCAAAGAAAUGCAGUGAGACGACCGAUCGUCUCCCACCCGAGUUGAGACUGCCUCCGAGUAUGGUCGGCGGCGUGGCUCUUCCGAUCGGGCUCUUUUGGUUUGCCUGGACGAAUUAUCCCAGCAUUCACUGGAUCGUGCCUAUCGCCGCUGGCGCUCCGUUUGGCUUUGGCAUGGUGCUGGUCUUUCUCAGUGUCAUGAACUACCUGAUCGACUCAUACACGAUCUAUGCGGCUUCUGUUCUGGCAGCAAAUUCGGCACUACGGUCAUUGUUUGGUAUGGCUUUUCCACUUUUCACGACCUACAUGUAUCAUAAUCUGGGUGUUCACUGGGCUUCUUCCAUCCCUGCGUUUUUGUCGCUCGCUUGCGUACCAUUCCCUUUCAUCUUCUGGAAAUAUGGCGCUCAAGUGCGUCAACGAUGCACCUAUGCCGCCGAGGCAGAUGCUUUUAUGCGCCGUCUUGCCGAGAAAAAUCAAGCAGAGAUUCGUCGUGAAGAUGUGACCACGAAGAACGAUGAUGAAACACCUGAAAAGGAGAGAUUGUCCUGUGACGUUUCGGAUGACACCAGCGACACGGAAAGUCUGUCCACCGUGCCCUCGCGUAUCAGUUUGGGGCGUCUGGCCUCGAGAGCUUCGCGCCUGUCUGGAAGAUCAAUGCAUCGAACACCAACGGCUACGCAAUAUGAGGAAAAUCCUUAUGACCUUGACAUUGUCAACACUCGGCAGUCAGCCAUGAGUGGCCAUCGUCAGCAUGUUUAA
This is a messenger RNA of Penicillium oxalicum, 1848 nucleotides long. Its product is annotated as MFS transporter. Gene Ontology annotation, molecular function: fluconazole transmembrane transporter activity. Gene Ontology annotation, biological process: xenobiotic detoxification by transmembrane export across the plasma membrane. The record is from RefSeq and is a predicted model, not a curated record. The transcript has a single exon. Lineage: Eukaryota; Fungi; Ascomycota; Eurotiomycetes; Eurotiales; Aspergillaceae. Bases 1 to 1848 code for a protein of 615 amino acids.